CCGUGCCUGAGUCGCUCUCAUGCCUCAGCUGACGGUGGUCCACGCCGCGGGUCAGAGGACAGCCGGACGAGGAGGCCGUCAAUGGAUGGAGGAGGUCAGGGAGGACGGGGGGGCUGCAGAGAGGAGAGCUGAUCUGCAGAGAUCAAAUCCACCACCAGUUGAUGCUCAGCCUCGUCCCACAUCCUGGUCCCAGUUUGAGAGGACUCUGCGACCUUGGAGAAGCUACUGGUACUUUGCCCCAGUGGGUGUAGUGUGGUUAGUCUGCCAAGUGGAGGCGCCGCCAGAUGUGUGCUGGAGGCUGCUGCUGCUGUGUUUCCUGUGGACGGUGCUGGGAGGCUGUGUCCAGGCCCUGAGGUGGCGCCUGCAGCCAGGACACGACCAGGGGGAGCCACCGCAGAGGGAACAGCCGGAGGAGGUGACGGAAAACAGAAUUAUCCAGUGUUCAUGGGCGUCCCCGUCCCGGAGCCCAGGCCUCCACGUCCCUCUGGCCCUCGCCCUGGUCAACAGUCUGCUGCUGUGUGUCCUCCAGGAGCCGCUCCCCGACCCCAGUGUCCCUCACAUCCAGGCCCUGCUCUCCAGGCUGCAGUCAGUGUCUCUGGCCCUUGAGGAGGCUGAUCCUGGGUCAGAGGUGACACUGGACGAGGUGGACGGAGGCUCCACGCUGAAACACACAGUGAAGCUCCUCUGCACCUACCUACAGCAGAGGAUGAGGUCACUGAGUACUCUCGUCCAGGUGCAGGGGGACUUCGAGGCCGGCGUGAAGUACAUGCUGGAGGGUCUGGACGGCCUCUGGGCUCAGCUGGAGGAGCUGCACACCGGGGUCACACUCACCAAGGAGGGGGGUGAAGACCAGGGAGACGUGGCCCUGGCUCGGACACACACAGAGAAUUUGUUUUCAGUCCUGAGUCACUACAGGAGCAGACUUCAGAUCUGCCAGACUCAUCUGAGGGACGGCACGCUGCAGCUGCAGGAGUUGACGUGGAGUCACACUCACAUCAGCCACAGGGUGAGCAGCAGCAGUGAGUCCGUCUGGCCCGAGCUGCUGCUGCAGUCCAACAUCGAGCAGUUUGACAAGGUGCAGGAGAGUUUCUUCUCCUUGGAACAACAGACCUCCACGUUCACGGCCCACCUGGAGGGGCUCAGGAAGGCGAAUCAGGAAGGACAUGCGAGGCCCCUGGCUGGUGCCAACGGGGCCGGUUCACGUGCAGCCUCACCACAGGCCUCUCCACAGGCCUCUCCACUUCUGGAACACACAAGUGAUUCAUCACUGGAGCCUUGUUCCACCUCUGUCUCCUCGAUGGAAACAGACCUGGAAGACUAUGCUCCUCUCUCCCUGUGCGAGAGGUCGACUCUGCAGUUCUCCUCCACUAUCGGACGCCUGCGUAAAUCUGGAAAGAGGAAAUGAUUUGUUUGUUUUCUUAUCUAAAUGUGGUUGUAUGUGUUAAACAAAAAGGCUCUUCAUUGUCAAAUGUUGAUCGUUUGCUGGUUUCCUCAAAAAUAUCUAUUUAUUGC
Molecule: messenger RNA, 1512 nt
Organism: Platichthys flesus (European flounder)
Lineage: Eukaryota; Metazoa; Chordata; Actinopteri; Pleuronectiformes; Pleuronectidae
Exons: 9
Coding region: 20-1405 (461 amino acids)
Source: RefSeq, a predicted model, not a curated record